Messenger RNA from Plenodomus lingam JN3, 1734 nucleotides. Lineage: Eukaryota; Fungi; Ascomycota; Dothideomycetes; Pleosporales; Leptosphaeriaceae. The record is from RefSeq and is a predicted model, not a curated record.
AUGUUAUUCCACUCAUUCAUCAACUGGCUCUCCUUUGGCUCGAUUGCCUUUGCUGGUAUCAUUCCACUACGGGCCGAUCCGUUGCUAUCCGAUCGAGAUCUUGAGAAUCGACAAGAUGGUGCAUGCACGAAUGGACCACGCACCCGAAACUGCUGGAGCAACGGAUAUAGUAUCUCAACUGACUUCGAUGCCAAAGCCCCGCCCGAUGGCGUAACUGUUACACCCAACCCAGACGGAAGUGGUGGGAGCCGACCAAUGAUGCUUAUCAAUGGACAGUAUCCAGGACCUCUCGUCCGUGCUAAAUGGGGCGACACGAUCGUUGUCAAUGUCAAAAACAACUUGCAGGACAAUGGUACUGGCAUCCAUUGGCAUGCCGUCAGACAACUGAACUCUUGUCAACAUGAUGGAGUUCCAGGAGUCACAGAAUGCCCCAUUGCUCCAGGGAAAACUCGACAAUAUAGAUUUAGAGCUACGCAGUUCGGUACAUCAUGGUAUCACUCGCAUUGGUCUGCUCAGUACGGUGAUGGUAUUGUUGGUCCCAUGAUUAUCGAUGGACCAGCAACAGCCAACUACGACGAAGAUCUUGGUGCUUUACCACUGACGGACUGGUAUUACACCCCUGUAUUCACCCUCAACGAGGUAGCGCAACAUUCCUUAACGGGUCCACCAUUUGCAGACAACAUUCUGGUCAAUGGAACCCAUGUCAACCUCAACGGCGGUGGUAGCUAUGCCAGAAUGAACGUUGUUAAAGGAAAGAGCUACCGCAUUCGUAUUAUCAACACAUCUGUCGAUAAUGUGUUUAGUGUGUCGAUGGACAAUCAUCCUUUCACCGUAAUAACCGCGGAUUUUGUUCCUAUCAAAUCGUGGGUUACCAACCAACUGACGCUCGCUAUCGGUCAACGAUACGAUGUAGUCAUCAAUGCCAACCAAACGGUUGACAAUUAUUGGUUUCGUGUAUCAGUUGGAACAGAUUGUGGACGGAACUCGUUCCAAGGAAAAGGCGUCCAGAUGGGAGCUGUCCUACAUUACGACGGUGCUCCCAACGGCAACCCUGCUCCCUCGACAGGCUUUGCUUUGAAAACAUCGUGUGAAGACGAGCCGUCCGAAAAACUCGUCCCAUUCGUGCCGAACACAGUCCCAUCUUCUGUCGUUAGUAACGCCGACCAAUUGACGGUUGAAAGCUUCCAGGACCCGAAUACACGCCUUUUCAGGUGGCUCAUUGAUGGCAGUCCUCACAUCGUAGACUGGAACAAUCCUUCUCUUGAGACCGUCCUUGCAGGCUCCACAAACUUUGGAACGAAUUCCAACGUACAUGAAAUGACUGGUAAUGGGUGGUACCUAUGGUGGAUUCAGUCAACCGCAGCUGUCCAACUCCCCCAUCCUAUCCACUUGCACGGACACGACUUCUACAUCGUCAAAACGGGCUCAGGGAUUUGGGAUGGAACUACAACUGGCUUGAAUCUCAAUAACCCGACCCGUCGCGAUACUGCAACGCUUCCGAGGAAUGGCUAUAUGCUCAUGGCUUUCCCCGCUGAUAACCCCGGCAUGUGGAUUAUGCACUGCCACAUUGCUUUCCAUGCCUCGCAAGGACUCAGUAUGCAAUUCAUGGAGCGCAAGGGAGAGAUUCAGAGUGUCCUGGGCGACACGAGUGAAUUUAAGAAAGGCUGUGAUGAGUGGGAUGGAUACUGGUUUGAUGGCAAUCAUCCCUACAAUCAGACCGACUCUGGUAUUUGA